This is a messenger RNA of Leptosomus discolor (cuckoo roller), 672 nucleotides long. Lineage: Eukaryota; Metazoa; Chordata; Aves; Leptosomiformes; Leptosomidae. The record is from RefSeq and is a predicted model, not a curated record.
AUGGCAAGGGGCGUCCUUGGUGCCCUGGCGCUGCUGCUGGCCCUGCGCUGGAGCCCCGGGCAGGCAGGGGAGUACUGCCACGGCUGGGCGGGGCGGCGCUACUGCUGCUCGUCCAGAGAGGCCCGCCUGGACCAGGGACGGUGCCCUGGGGACCACCAGCAGCCCAGCCCCAGGCCUCCAGUGCCAGUGCCCGUGUACCUGCCGUUCCUCCUCGUUGGGGCUGUAUUCGUGGCAUUUGUCGUUGGCGGUGCCUGCGUUGGAAUUUGCUGCUGCAAAUGCUUAAAAUCCCAGGACGAGGGGCAGCAAAGCGGACUUGCACCUGGCCAGACUUGGCUACUAGAACCUGAUCUCCCUUCUCGCCUCUCCAGUUCCAGCUCCGCCACCAGAAGCUCACUGAGUAGCGCUCCUCAGACCAGCAACAUCUGCAUGACCCUGGCUCCAUCCCUUCCUAUCAUGGGGUUGGCUGAAGAUACUCGGUUCUUAAGUCCUUCACCUACCAGUGGGCAACUCUUGCACCCUUCACGCGCUCACCACAGAAUUCCGACUGAUCAUACCGCAAUCAUGGCUCCAGCAUCUUUCCUUAAAAGAACAAUUUAUGGACACAGCGCUAACGCCUCCCCUCUUGGGGUAACACAAGGUGACCAAAUGAUGUGCUCAGGAGUCCACGUCUGA